AUGUCUUGUCUCAAAGAGAAUGCAUUGCUAGCUGUAAGGAAUCACGAUAUCACACCAGAAAAUUACAAGAAUGAAACUUCAGCUUUAGCUACAAUCAAAUCGUUCAAAGCAGACAAUUUAACCAAAUCGACUAAAUCAAAGAAAGUUCCAGAAUUAAAAGAAGAAAUUGAAAACCUAGAAAGCCAAACGUAUUUUGCAAUAAAGAUCACUGAGAUAGCAAAUGGUAUAUUUUAUCGCAAACCCAAACUCCGUAUGGAACGUUUGAGGAAAAGCACAGCAUAUUUCAAAUUUCCUCGAACAGGAUAUCCAACAACGAAGAUGCUAAUAUUAGUACAAAAUCGAGAAACGUUCAAUCAUAUUCCAACAACAUUGAAUCCGAAACGAUUCUGGGAAGAAAUCAAUCCACAAUCAGAAGAAUUAGUGGAAGAAUUAGAACCCGGAAUUAGUAAAGCUACAGAAAUGAUCAAGAAAGAAUUAUAUGAAAUGGCAAAUCAUUAG
This is a messenger RNA of Cercopithifilaria johnstoni, 498 nucleotides long. The record is from the annotation of a GenBank genome assembly. Lineage: Eukaryota; Metazoa; Nematoda; Chromadorea; Rhabditida; Onchocercidae.